This is a messenger RNA of Maniola jurtina (meadow brown), 4563 nucleotides long. RefSeq lists its product as uncharacterized. The record is from RefSeq and is a predicted model, not a curated record. The transcript is spliced from 15 exons. NCBI's taxonomy places the organism in Eukaryota, Metazoa, Arthropoda, Insecta, Lepidoptera, Nymphalidae. The coding region runs from base 183 to 4082 and encodes 1299 amino acids.
UUGAGUUUCAUUUGUUAUUUCGAGAUUUAUACAUAAGCCUACCCUAACCUACCCGCAUUAAAAAUAAUAUAAGGAAAAUUAUUUCUUUUUAAUUACUUUUUGCCUAAAAUACAACGAGACGACGGACGCGAAGGGUUCGUGGAAAGGAGUUGCACGAAGGAAAAAAAGUAGAAGACAGAAGAAUGAGUGACUACGACGUGCAAUGUACAUCGCUGGCAUCAGACGAUGAAAGUGAUAUUUCUCUAAGUACUUCACAUGGAAGUCAUGAAGCGUCUCCAUAUGUGCUAAGAGAAAGUCCGGUUGACUCUCAUGAGUCACACAGCGAAAUUUUACCUGAAUUGAUCAUAGAAGUAGAAAAGAAAUUCUCACACGAUGUACCAAAAGAAGUCUACGAAAAGUUAGAGAAAUCAAUGGUUAAACUCUACAUAAAACAUAUUUUGAAUAUCGAUGAUGAUACAAUUUCUGUGGAUUCAAUAAUGGAAAGAUAUUAUGAAGCUGAGGCUAAUUGUGAUGAUGGAAUAAACAUUGAAAGAUCGGUUGAAGAAGAAUUGGAAAGGCUAGAUAUACAAGACACUGAUGAUGGAAAUGAUGAUUCCGAAAACAAAACAGAUGAAGAAGAAAAUAGUAAUGCUUCGCCUGAAAAAGAUGCCGAGCGAGACGUUACUCUUACUUACGAUUUUCCAAGAAGUCCAGGAUUAUCACCGAUACCAGAAGUAACAGAAUAUUUUUCUCGAAGUUCUUCACAUGAGAGUCUAAAGGGUCGAGAAACAGCUUCUCAAAGUUAUUCACACGUGACUGAAGGAAUUGUAGAAGUUAGCAUUAAUGGUUCUACUCGAGAUGGAGCCUCGGAUAGUCUUGAAAAAACUAAAGAUGUAAGCAAAGAGAGCCACGAAAUAGCAACUCCCGAAGCGAUGAGACGUUGUCCAAGAUCGAGACUAACUGAUAUUAUCCCUAUAAGAAGGAGAAUAAUAUAUGAAGACUUGCUCGAAUUUACUCCUCCUAGUCAAGCGUGGGCAUUGCCACACACUUCUUUUGAAAAUACAUCGGGUCGAGAAGAUACCCCAGUCGCUCCUAAUGAAGAUGAAGAUGCCCCAAUCUCUCCUUGUGAGGACCGAGAAGUUUCUCCGUGUUUCCCGAUCACAGGGCGAGCUAAAACUACUUCAUAUAAUCUAAUUGAAGAUAGACAAGACACUGACCGUGGAAAUGAUGAUGCUGAAAAUAGAACAGGUGAAAAAGCAAAUAGUGAUGCUUUGCCUGAAACAGAAGACGAACGAGACGUUACAUACCGUUACACAGGGCGAGCUAAAGCUACUUCAUAUAAUCCAAUUGAAGAUAGACAAGACACUGACGGUGGAAAUGAUGAUGCUGAAAAUAGAACAGAUGCAGAAGAAAAUAGAAAUGUUUUGCCUGUAAUAGAAGUCGAACGAGACGUUAUUUACCGUUUUGCAAAAAUCCCAGGAUUAUCACCGAUACCAGAAGUUAGCGAACAUUUUUCUCAAAUUUCUUCAUAUGAGGGUCAAAAAGGUCGAAAAACAGCGCUUCGAACUUAUUUACGCAUGACUGAAGGAGAUGUGGAAGUUAGCAUUAACGGCUCUACUCAAGCCGAGAGACGAGCCUCGGAUGAUCUUGCAAAAACUACAGAUGCAAGCCAAGAGAGCGAAGUUACAGCAACACCUGAAGCGAUGAGACGUCGUCGAAGCUCAAAACAAACCGAAAUUUCUUCUAUAAAAAGAACUUCAGAUGAAAACUUGCAUGAAUUAACUUCUCCUUCUAAAGCGUUGAGGAUGUCACUCAUAGAAUCUGCUCAAGAAUCUGUUUCUUUUGAAAAUACAACGAGUCGAGAAGAUGCCCCCAUCUCACCGAAUGAUAACGAAGAUAUCCCAAUCUCUCCCUGUGAGGAUCAAGCAGUUUCUCCGUGUUUCCCCAUCACAGGGCGAGCUAAAGCUAUAUCAUUUAAUCCAAUUGAAGAUAGAAAAGAUACUGAUUGUGAAAAUGAUGAUGCUGAAAAUGGAACACAUGAAAAAGAAAAGACUGAUGCUUUGCCUGAAACAGAAGUCGAACGAGACGAUAUUUACCGUUUUGCAAGAAUCCCAGAUAUACAAGACACUGAUGAUGGAAAUGAUGAUUCCGAAAACAAAACAGAUGAAGAAGAAAAUAGUAAUGCUUCGCCUGAAAAAGAUGCCGAGCGAGACGUUACUCUUACUUACGAUUUUCCAAGAAGUCCAGGAUUAUCACCGAUACCAGAAGUAACAGAAUAUUUUUCUCGAAGUUCUUCACAUGAGAGUCUAAAGGGUCGAGAAACAGCUUCUCAAAGUUAUUCACACGUGACUGAAGGAGUUGUAGAAGUUAGCAUUAACGGUUCUACUCGAGAUGGAGCCUCGGAUAGUCUUGCAAAAACAAAAGGAUUAUCGCCGAUAUCAGAAGUAAGCGAACAUUUUUCUCGAAUGUUUUCACGUGAGGGUCAAAAAAGUCGAGAAACAGCGCCUCGAACUUAUUUACGCGAGACUGAAGAAGAUGUGGAAGUUAGCAUUAACGACUCUACUCAAGCCGAGAGACGAGCCUCAGAUAAUCUUGCAAAAACUACAGAUGCAAGCCCAGAGAGCGACAAAACAGCAACUCCUGAAGCGAUGAGACGUCAGCGAAGUUCAACACUUACCGAGAUUUCUCCUAAAAGAAGGACUAUACAAAGGACACUCGUAGAAACAUCUAAAGAAUCUGUUUCUUCUGAAAAUACAACAGGUCGAGAAGAUGUCCCAAUCUCUCUUUGUGAGGAUCGAGAAGUUUCUCCGUGUUUCCCAGUUACAGGGCGAGCUAAAUCUACUCCAUAUCUAACUGAAAGUAAACAAGAUGCAAGCAAAGCAAGCUCUGACGCCCAAACUCCUGAAGUGGUAAGACGUCGACGGAGUUUUAAAGUGACGGACAUUAUCGCAGUAAAAAAAACUAAAUAUGACGACUUACACCACUUUACUCCUCCUACUCCUCGAGACUCGAGGACAAUACACGCAGAAAGUAUUGAAGAGGACACUUUUGAAUUUUUAGGCCGACCAGUUCCACCUACUCGAGUAUCAAGGCCGGUAAACUUAGAAAACAAUCAAGAUGAUCCUUUUAUAUUUACAGCGGAUCCAGAUGACCCUUUCUCUCCAUAUAAGAGUCGACGUAGUGUUUCACACUCACCAUAUAAAGGCCGACCAGUUCCACCUACUCGAGUAUCAAGGCCGGUAAACUUAGAAAACAAUCAAGAUGAUCCUUUUAUAUUUACAGCGGAUCCAGAUGACCCUUUCUCUCCAUAUAAGAGUCGACGUAGUGUUUCACACUCACCAUAUAAAGGCCGACCAGUUCCACCUACUCGAGUAUCAAGGCCGGUAAACUUAGAAAACAAUCAAGAUGAUCCUUUUAUAUUUACAACGGAUCCAGAUGACCCUUUCUCUCCAUAUAAGAGUCGACGUAGUGUUUCACACUCACCAUAUAAAGGCCGACCACCUACUCGAGUAUCAAGGCCGGUAAACUUAGAAAGCAAUCAAGAUGAUCCUUUUAUAUUUACAACGGAUCCAGAUGACCCUUUCUCUCGAUAUAAGAGUCGACGUAGUGUUUCACACUCACCAUAUAAAGGCCGACCACCUACUCGAGUAUCAAGGCCGGUAAACUUAGAAAGCAAUCAAGAUGAUCCUUUUAUAUUAACAGCGGAUCCAGAUCGCCCUUUCUCUCCAUAUAAGAGUCGAUGUAGUGUUUCACACUCACCAUAUAAAGGUCGAUCAGGUGUCCCAGUCUCUCGAAGUGAGGGUCGAGAUGUUCCAUCCUCUUCAAAUGUGGGUGGAGAUAUCUCGGGACGGGACGUAAGACGGGAAAUUUCUCGACCAACUUUUACUCCAAUAGCCAGCACAUCUUCGACAUCUUCGCCAAGAGAGAAUCCUUUGCCAGAAUUGAUAAUAGAAGUAGAAAAAAAACAUGUCAACGACGAAUCAGAAGAAUUUUAUAAAGAUUUAGAGAGAAUGAUGGUAAAAGUCUACCUAAAGUAUAUUUUGGAAGAUGAUGACAUAGACUCUGAUGAUUCUGAUGUGCAGAAAUACAAUUCCCUUAUAUAGUCGAGUAUCUAUUAAAGCAAAAAUAUCACACCUGCUGGUGAGUGAUGCAGUUAUGCGAAUAGGUUUAAAGAAUAAAUACAUAAGAUGAAUAUAAAUAAAAGUAAUAAAGAACUAGAUUCACGUGAUUAAUUGAAUUAAGCCCGACUAUUUUUGAACCCAUUACGGGAUCCUUUUUCAAAGGACCUCCGCUCAAUUCAUUCUCUAACUUCAGUAUAAGAUUUUACUUCUCACCAAUUUUCAUAAUACAGUCUGUACAAAAGUGAAACAAAAUAACGUGAAAGUAAAAUGGAUAUACAAAUUCUUGAUUUAAUGUCAAAAAUUCAGUACCGUUGAUUUUAAUUUCGCAACGUUUCUGCUUGGAGCAUUGGCUGUAUAUAUACUCGUAUGUAUAAACUUAAGCAUUAAAUAAAGUGAAUAAGGACCAUUAUACUUUAACGCUUAAGUGUUUCGACUCUUAAAUACUAACCAACCUUGGUGAGAA